UGUGAGCACUGCACAACUCAUGUGAGGACUUGACUGUGUUUAGUGGAUCAAUAAUUUUUACUAUUACCAAUUAAUUAAUUAUUAUAUUUAUAUCCUGAAUCAAUAAAUACCCCACUCUGGUUACUCCCCUUUACAAGUGAGAGAGAUGGGAUGGACAUUUGGUUGGGCGAUGUGGGAGCUUUCAACAUGGCCACAAACGUUGGCGUCGUUCAUAAGUCCUCGGUGGUCCCCACGGCGGUUGUUGAGGUGGUCGGGGAUGAUGAGCGUCUCCAUUGUGGACGAGUUCCUGUGGGGAGUGGUGACGGCGUUCGAGUCCGUGGCUCUUGUCUCCAUGCUCUGUUUCUUCUUCUUGUUCUGUGGCUGUACCAUCUGAUCACAACCCCUUCAUCUUUAUGUUCUUUUUUUUUUCUAGUGCAAAUUUUGCCCAACUACAAAGGUAGCGCCUCAAGGUUCAAUUUUUUUGCUGCUUCUCGCUAAAUUAUAAUCUUUUUUUUUUUCUUCUGGGAUUUUCUUUUCAAUGUAGCUCUAAAUUGAGCAUAUUUUAGCUCCUUUUCUGUAUGUAUAAAAAAGGAGUGAAGAAGUAAAUGGCGUUUGGAAUUGUUCCGUUCCUCAUAUUCUA
Cajanus cajan (pigeon pea) is the source of this 619-nucleotide messenger RNA. RefSeq lists its product as uncharacterized. The record is from RefSeq and is a predicted model, not a curated record. Lineage: Eukaryota; Viridiplantae; Streptophyta; Magnoliopsida; Fabales; Fabaceae.